AAUCCACUCAUUACAGACGAGCCAGCCGCAACCCGCUCGCCGCAACCCGCUCGCCGCAACCGAACGAUAAGAAUUCGAGGACGAGCAUUGCGAUAGUCGCGACAAGACGCAGACAGCUCAAGUCAGGGAAUUAAAUACGAAAGGGAGAAGUCUACCGUACUUGACGCGACGUGACGAACUCUGCGAUUCUAUCGGAAAUCGAGGGAAAUCCAUCGUGGAUACAAACGAUAAUCCAACCCACUAACGAACCGUUACAUCAUAUCCACAAUAAUCCGAUCCCUCCUCUGUCGCAUCAUGAGUUCUUCAACAACCGCCUCGAGCCUCCUGGCACCCGUCGCCCGCGCCGUGCACUACCUCGCUGCGCGCGAUGACUGCGCGGAUGGCGACAACAGCUCUCGCUGCGAAAAGCCCUUCCAGUCCUCCAAAAUUAUCGGCAUCACCAUCGGCGUUACUGCUGCUGUGCUCAUCUGCGGUACCCUUGGUGUCUUGACUGUGUUGCACAUGAGAAGACAAAAGCAAGAGCGCAAGGAGGACGACAUCGACCUCGAGAUCGACGGCGAUGUCUACGAUCACUCGACCAUGGGCAAGCCCCCGCGUGCCUGGCAGCCGCAUGGCCAAAAUAACCAACCCGGAAACGACAACCCCUUCGAAGCCGAGCGCCAGCCUCACCAGCGAGCCGAGAACCCUUUCGAGCCAGAGCGCCGGUAGUCAUCCCAGGUCGUCCCGUGAUAGGGACCCCUUCGGAUUCAAAUACCGCACUUUAGCUGCACUUUUACAUGAAUGAAAGAAUUCGUCAACAAUUAUUAUGGG
Colletotrichum phormii is the source of this 810-nucleotide messenger RNA. RefSeq lists its product as uncharacterized. Lineage: Eukaryota; Fungi; Ascomycota; Sordariomycetes; Glomerellales; Glomerellaceae. The transcript is spliced from 2 exons. Bases 295 to 708 code for a protein of 137 amino acids. The record is from RefSeq and is a predicted model, not a curated record.